Messenger RNA from Harmonia axyridis, 1645 nucleotides. RefSeq lists its product as uncharacterized. The coding region runs from base 174 to 1214 and encodes 346 amino acids. The transcript has 2 exons. The record is from RefSeq and is a predicted model, not a curated record. NCBI's taxonomy places the organism in Eukaryota, Metazoa, Arthropoda, Insecta, Coleoptera, Coccinellidae.
CAAAUAAUAUCCUGUAAUAAAAGAUCGCUUAUUUAUUUGUGCAUUGCAGUAACUCUCAUUUUCAAAUGAUUGGAAUAAAUAUUUUGUAGAGUUGCAAAUUAAUCAAUUUAACUGUUUAAAUAAUCGUCGUACUCCCCUAUCUACUUAUCUAUGAUACUCCCUUAUUCAAACAGAUGUGCGCACUCGUAGGAAAACUGUCAACUAUGGACAAAUCCACCUUAGAUUUUUCGAACAUCCUAAAAACAAUAAACAAAAAAUUUGAAAUAAUUAACUGUUCCUGGAGCGAAGAAAAGGCUUUUGAAAUUAAAUUUCGUACAGAAAUGGAUAGAAAUAGUGACGACUACAACAUACUCUGUGAUAGUUGGGUGGAUAUCUUUUCAGAUGUCACAAAUACUGUAUGGGCUAAGAAAACAUCAAAUACUGGUCCUAAAGUGAAAUUUAGAAAACAAUAUCAGUGCUGGACACAUGGGGGAAAAGUAAUACAGAAGGAACUUCUGUUCGAUGCUAGGAAAUGCAAGGGAACUCUGGAUAUUAAAGUACUGAGUGAUGUCAAUCCUUCAUCCAGAAGAAAGAAUAAAUUUGUGAGAUUAGGACUGAAUGUUGUGGUGAAGAUUAAUUUUGUACAUUUACACAAAGUGAAUGUAACAGGCUCGUAUGCAUUCUUUGUUCACAACUGCAAACCUCAAACAGAAACUCUGAAACCAGUAGUUCUUAUUAAUGAAAAGCUACCUAAACUAGUAGCAGAAAUGGUUCAGAAGGGAUUGACUACCACUGCAAUUCAGGAUCAGUCAAAAAUUAAUUCAUUAAAUCAAAAAAGUAUAAUUCAGACCGACAGUUUGAGCAAUACACAAAAAUUGCAAGAGUUGAAAAGAACCAAAAAUCAACAAUCAGAAAUUUCUUCAAUUGAGUUGUGUCCAACUAUAACUGAAACAAAUCUUGAAAAACAUGAUUUAAUUCAAGAGGCCAUGCAAAUGGAUUCAGUACCAACAUUUCAAUUGAUACAGAAUAUACCUAUACAAAAUAUCAAUAAUGUCAAAUUGGAGUUUCAACCAGGUCUAGAACAGUUUGCUCAAAUUUUGGUCAGCGAUUCUAAUAUUAAUGAGCCCCUAAUAUGUCAACCACUCUUAUUUGACAACUUACAAUCAUUGCCCCAUUUUGUGCAAUUGAGUUCCCGUUCUCUUUGUAAUCAAAACCAGAGCCAGUUCCUACAGUAACAUUCAUUUAUUUUUGUAUAUCCUUCUUGUGUAUUUAUAGACUGAUGUGAUCAAGUAUUAUAAUUUAUUCAUAACUUAUAAAAUAUUUACACUCCUUCUAAUAAAUAAGUUCAUCUAAAACUGAUAUAUUUUCUCAAAUAGAAAAUGAAAUAAACCCAUACUUUGUGUAAUAUAACAGAAGAUAUGCCAAGAAAUACCUAAAUGAAGGUAAAAUCACUAGUUGUUUGUUGGCAAAUGUUUUUCUACCUUUUUUGCAUUAUCAAUAUACACAUUUGAACAUUGAAAAGCUUCAACAAAUCUGGAGAAAUUUACUCACUAUGCUGUUUCCAAUUUAAUAAUGUUGCCGAAGUUUCAUUCAGAGUUUAAAUUUGAUACUUCCAAUUUGGUAAUUUUAUUUUUAAUCAUUAUAUUAUUUUCACGUACAGGCUCAC